This is a messenger RNA of Ceraceosorus guamensis, 363 nucleotides long. RefSeq lists its product as hypothetical. NCBI's taxonomy places the organism in Eukaryota, Fungi, Basidiomycota, Exobasidiomycetes, Ceraceosorales, Ceraceosoraceae. The transcript is spliced from 3 exons. The record is from RefSeq and is a predicted model, not a curated record. Bases 1 to 363 code for a protein of 120 amino acids.
AUGAUUCCAGCACCUCUCCUUUCGCUCGCCCUUCUGUUUGGUGCGGCCACCGCUGUACCUCUUGGCUCUCCUCUGCCUGGAGCACCUCCUGCAAAUCGCUGCAUGAUACAUUGCCCACCUCAAAGACACGUAUUGAAGAAUGUCCCUCGUGACCUGGAUCUGCGCAAGCCCAAAGACUUUGACUGGGCUGCAAUACUCUGGACGACGGCUUGCAAUGCUAUGGAGGGCAUCGAGCCAGUCUUUGAGCUGGUCGAUGGCAAGGUGGAGGUGUACUGCGCCAGCCGCGACGGGAAGCACGACCUCGCCGAUGAUGUCGUGCAGUACUGGAAGAGCAAGGGUCGUGACGGCUUUGAACUCUGGUGA